Messenger RNA from Entelurus aequoreus (snake pipefish), 2771 nucleotides. It is a transcript of the gene kcnn2, whose product is annotated as potassium calcium-activated channel subfamily N member 2. Gene Ontology annotation, cellular component: plasma membrane; neuronal cell body; neuron projection. Gene Ontology annotation, molecular function: calmodulin binding; small conductance calcium-activated potassium channel activity. NCBI's taxonomy places the organism in Eukaryota, Metazoa, Chordata, Actinopteri, Syngnathiformes, Syngnathidae. The coding region runs from base 375 to 1994 and encodes 539 amino acids. The transcript has 8 exons. The record is from RefSeq and is a predicted model, not a curated record. Gene Ontology annotation, biological process: potassium ion transmembrane transport.
GAAGGAGAGCAGGAGGAGAAAGAGGAAGAAGAAGAAGAGGAGUAAGAGGAAGGCGAAGAAGAAGAAGUAGAAGAAGAAAAAUAAAAACAAGAAGAAGAAGAAGGAGAAGAAGAAGAGGAGGAGGAGGAAGAAGACAUGGGAAGUCUGGGGCAGCUGCGGUAGCAUUAUUAGUCCAACACGAAGCAUCCGAGUCCGCGGAUCCCAAUUGGGUCGAGCCGCACCUGCACCAACCGCACCUGUCAUGUCGGCGACCGCCUCGUCGUCCGCGGGACGUCACCGACGUGCACCGCGGUAACUUUGAGGACAUCUGGGGAGACUCGCCAUGCAUCUUCCUCCGGGCACCAUCGUCGUCAUCAUCCCGCCAUGAGGCCAGCAUGAGCAGCUGCAGAUUCAACGGCGGCGUCAUGCGGCCGCUCAGCCACCUGAGCUCGUCCCGCAGGAACGUACACGAGUUCGAUUCCGAGUCGCAGCCCCUGCAGCCUCUCUCGGCCGGGGACGCGUCGGACGUUUUGGCGGCUUCCAAGCCGGAGAACCACGCGGCUGCGCGCAUGCAGUACGCGUCCGGCGACGGAGGCGGGGGCUGCGGCCAUGGCGGCGGCGGGAAGUCGGGCAAGAAGAAGAACCAGAACAUUGGCGAGAAGCUCGGCCACAGGAGGGCCCUGUUUGAGAAGCGGAAGCGGCUCAGCGACUACGCUUUGAUCUUUGGCAUGUUUGGCAUCGUUGUUAUGGUCGUAGAGACGGAACUGUCAUGGGGGGCCUACGGAAAGGAGUCCCUGUAUUCAUUAGCGCUAAAAUGCCUGAUAAGCCUUUCUACCAUCAUCCUCCUGGGACUGAUCCUCAUCUACCACGCAAGAGAGAUCCAGUUGUUCAUGGUGGACAACGGUGCAGACGACUGGAGGAUCGCCAUGACAUACGAGCGCAUGUUCUUCAUCUGCCUGGAGAUCCUGGUGUGUGCCAUCCACCCCAUCCCGGGGAACUACACCUUCACCUGGACAGCCCGCCUGGCCUACUCCUACGUGCCGUCUAAGACGGACGCCGACGUGGACAUCAUCCUGUCCAUCCCCAUGUUCCUGCGCCUCUACCUGAUUGCCCGUGUCAUGCUGCUGCACAGCAAGCUCUUCACGGACGCCUCGUCUCGCAGCAUCGGGGCGCUCAACAAGAUCAACUUCAACACACGCUUCGUCAUGAAGACCCUUAUGACCAUCUGUCCUGGGACCGUGCUGCUGGUCUUCACCAUCUCGCUGUGGAUCAUCGCCGCAUGGACCGUGAGAGCUUGUGAGAGGUACCAUGACAACCAGGACACCAACAGCAACUUCCUAGGAGCCAUGUGGUUGAUCUCCAUCACCUUCCUCACCAUUGGAUAUGGAGAUAUGGUCCCAAACACCUACUGUGGCAAAGGAGUGUGUCUCCUGACUGGCAUCAUGGGUGCAGGCUGCACUGCCUUGGUGGUGGCCGUGGUGGCCAAAAAGCUGGAGUUGACCAAGGCGGAGAAGCACGUUCACAACUUCAUGAUGGACACCCAGCUCACCAAACGAGUGAAAAACACAGCGGCGAAUGUUCUCAGGGAGACGUGGCUCAUCUACAAGAACACCAAACUGGUGAGGAAGAUGGACCACGCCAGAGUCCGGAAGCACCAGAGGAAGUUCCUCCAAGCCAUUCAUCAAUUGAGAAGUGUUAAAAUGGAGCAACGCAAGCUGAAUGACCAAGCAAACUCACUAGUGGACCUCGCCAAGACUCAGAACAUAAUGUACGACAUGGUGUCGGACCUGAACGAGCGAGGGGAGGACAUGGACAAGAGGAUUGCGUUGUUGGAGACGAAGCUGGAGACUCUGCUGACCAACUUGCAGGCUCUGCCAGGACUCAUCAGUCAGGUGAUCAGCCAGCAGCACAGGGACUUCCUGGAGGUGCAGCUCCAGCCUCGGGAUAGACACAGCCCCGAGUCGCGCCGCAGGUCUUCGUCCACGGUGCCGCCCACCUCCUCCGAGAGCAGCUAGGGUCCGCAGAAGGCAAGGCCUCCAUUUUUGCCAUCAUAUGGCCAAGUUGCAUUGAUCUCAAAGCCUUAUGGCUUCAAAAAGUAUUAUCCUUAUUCUGAUGACAGAAUCCAAGAUGGCGGAUAACACUUUGUGGCUUUCUAUUACCUCAGCGCUGCUUUCCUCGGUCGACUAGUGCACUAAAAUAGUGCUUCCCAGACUAGAGUGACAGCAGACCUAGAAUCCUUUAGAUCAUUUUGCAAAUAAUCCACGUACACGCUUCCGAGUCUCACACCGCACUUUUGUAUUAAUAAUCAAUAACAACCGAUAUCUAAUGACAUAUUUGAAUUGAUCAAAGGAGAUUUGGGCUUGGGUUUAUUUGUACUUCUUAUGAAUCCAGUUGGAGGUCCACCACCCUCUCUGAAAUACACAACCUGUCCACAGACUCAAUAGUGGAUCUUGUCUUGCUGUGUUUCCACUUCCUAUCCCCUCGGCUGGACGAACUCGCUGAAACCGAAUCUACCUUAAAGAAAAGUACUAUUUUUGUAUGUUUUGAUGAGGACAAGUUUAACAAUAAUCAACAACAAGCAGAUUCAGCGUACCAAGCAUGAGAUUUUCACCUACAUACUUCCUGAAUAUGGAAUAAAAGCCAAGCAAUCUAAGAAGGAAUGUGUUCUGGACUCACCCCACACACACAAGUUGUAUCAUUCAUCAAAUUGCAUUUUUUUUUACAGGUCAAGAUUUUGGUGAGUUGUAUGCAUAAGCAAAAAUUAUAAAUGUGACUGGCAACCGAGCUCUGAU